GUGGAGCGCUAGCUGUUGAUGACUAGCUAUAAAGACUGGGCGGACGGCGGGUGACGGAUCUAAGCGGAGGCUGGAAAACAAAGGAGGCAGACAGAAAAGGGAGGAGUAAAUGAGAGAGAGGCAGCGAGCAGUAGAUAAAGCUGCAGCCAGGACCAUGAGCUGCACCCUUGUGACUGCAUCUUAUGAUUCGCUGCCCGCUCAGCUGAGUCCUCAUCGCACAAAAGAUCAACACUUUGCUCGAAGACUUUCCUCUCCGCACGGUUUGGGACCCCGAAGUGGAUCGGCCGUUCCUCGGCGUUCUUCCGCUCUGCCUGGAUAUUCGGUUCCUUCCUUACAGGAGCCAAACAACUUCCACAAUCCUCAUUUUCAUCUUCAUCAUCCUCAGCGUCUCUCCCUGUCACUAGGCUCCAAAGCCUCGCUGGCGCCCCCUGUGCUUCAGGAAGACCCCGCCCCACCAUGCUGCCGAGCGGUGGGCAUUGUGCCACUUCUUCGCCUGGCCCUACUCAUCUUCAGCUGCCUCUUCUGGUCAGCCGGGUUGGCGAUCUUCACUCUAGGAGUCUGGGCACAAGCAUCCCUGGCUGACUACAUGCUGCUUUCUGCUAACCACUACCCCAAUGCACCAAUGAUACUUCUCACAACAGGGGCUGCUAUCACCACGUGGGGUUUCCUGGGAUGUCUGGGUGUGGCGGCCAACUUACCCUGCCUUCUCCGUGUCUUUGGUCUCUUCCAGCUGGCUGUACUGAUGGGGGGAUUGGCUGCCGGACUUUCAGGACUUUUCUACAGGGAAGACAUCGCUGGAGGUUUCCGCAGUGGGCUACAGAGAGCGGUGGAAGGCUACGGAGAAGACGACGGACGUGCUGAUGCUCUCGACAGCCUUCAGCGGGCACUGGAGUGUUGCGGGGCAGAAAGCUGGCACGACUGGUACCUGUCUGACUGGGCUCUGCAUGAUGCUCUCUCACUGACUAGCAGCUCAGGCAACAGCACAUAUUAUGUGUCUGUACCGGACAGCUGUUGCAUACGGCGCAAAGGUUGUCAUAACAGGCCUCUGCCUGAAGGAGGAAAUGCUGGAAUCGAAAGUGCAGGGAUUCACCCACAUGGCUGCUUCAAGAAAGUCUUUAGUUUUGUCAAUAGUAACGUCUUUCACAUCGCUGCUUCUGUCCUAGCUCUCGCUUUUACCCAGGUGGCAGGGAUAACGCUGGCAUGCCUGCUCGCCAGUCGCCUACCAUCUCAGCCUCACCGGCGCUAAGAAUUUCCAGGUCCUGGUGUGAAGAUUCGAAAGGUGCUUUCAGCAUCCAGACACAAAUAAUAUGUUCUUUGAAAACCAUUAUUAUCUAUACAAUUUUUAUUACACAAAUUAUUUGAUAUUUAUAUUACAACAAAACUCAUCUAGUCUGAUUUGCAUGUUGAACCAUUCCAAUUUUAACCGUAUGCAUAUUAUAAUAUUAUAAAUUCUUCAUUGUGGAAUAAUAUAUGUAGAUCAAACCUACUGUAUAUACGAUAAAAGCUGUUUGUUGUGUAAUAUCACAAUCUACGAAAGGAAAAAAAAAAGUAGUGUAACUAUUCAUAGCAAAACUGAAAGAACUGCAGGAUUUAUAUGUACAUAUUUAUUGGUUGUUGAGUAAAAAUUGCCAGGUCAGUGUUCUGCUUCGACCUGCGAGCUCCAGGAUCAGAGUUAAUCCAAAAGUUAUAAAACAUGGAAUUUCUGAUAUUACUUAUAUUACAAUUUUCAACGAGUACACAUCCACUCAGCUGCUGAUGAUCCAACUUCAUCUAUCAUGGCCACAAAAGCACAGAUUUUCCUCAGUGUGGUCUAUGUCCUGCUGGAUUUCAUUUCCCAAAGCCACUGUUCUGAUCGACUAUGGAGAGGAUAAGAUCUGCUAAUGUGCCAGCGAAUAUGUGAGGAGACUGUAUAUUAUGGUGUAUAUUAUAUAUUGUAUUGCUGUUGAUAUACGAGAUGUUUUUAGCCAACUAGAAUCAAAUCAAUGCUGCUUUUCCUUAUGUUUUUAGCACUUUUCUAGACCAUAAAUGUAUGGUCAUGCAACCAAUA
This is a messenger RNA of Silurus meridionalis, 2047 nucleotides long. RefSeq names its product tetraspanin-7-like. Lineage: Eukaryota; Metazoa; Chordata; Actinopteri; Siluriformes; Siluridae. Bases 110 to 1246 code for a protein of 378 amino acids. The transcript is spliced from 2 exons. Gene Ontology annotation, cellular component: membrane. The record is from RefSeq and is a predicted model, not a curated record.